This is a messenger RNA of Adineta steineri, 1566 nucleotides long. NCBI's taxonomy places the organism in Eukaryota, Metazoa, Rotifera, Eurotatoria, Adinetida, Adinetidae. The record is from the annotation of a GenBank genome assembly.
AUGAUGAAAGUUAGUUAUUUUAUUUUUUUGUUAGUUUUGUUAACGACAUGUACGGUGAUCGAUGCUUUCGAUAGAGGUGAUAUUAUUUUACUACACAAUUUUGAUGGAUCCGAUGAAGAAGCAAUCUGGAAGAAAUUUCUUAAUCCUUUGAUACAAUUAGUGGCAACAGAUAGAGGUGAUCAAGCAUUGCGCAUUGAACGAAAUCUUCCAAAUAGUCCAUCAACAUUUAUUUCGAUUCCUUUACCAGCACUUGCAUUAUGUGGUUAUAAGAUUCGAAUUCAAGCAAAUAUCAAAGCAGCACAUAUUAGUAUACCACCAAAUUCAUGGAAUGGUAUUAAAAUAAUGCUUCAUACAAAAGGAUUAAGUGGUGAUAAUUAUCCACAACAAAAUCUUCCACGAGGUACAUUUGAUUGGCGUACGGCUGAUUAUAUAGCGAGUAUUCCUCGUGAUACACAACAAGCAAAUCUUGUACUCGGUUUGGAAGCUGUAACUGGUACUGUUUGGUUCGAUGAUGUUAAAGUAAUUGUCUAUAAUAAAUUACGUCCACCUCCACCUUCACCACCACCACCUGGUCUACCAUUCAAAGGUCAUAAUCUAACACGAUUACGAGGAGCUAUGAUUGGUACAAAUCUCAAGGAACAAGAUUUUCGAGAUUUUGGUAGUUGGAAUGCAAAUCAUAUACGUUGGCAAUUGAUGUGGAAUGGAUUUCCUCAUAGUCCAGCUGAUAAUGGUGAUAUCUCAGCUUAUGAAAUAUGGCUUGAAAGUGCACUUAAACAUCUUGAUUCAAUGUUACCAGUAUGUCGUGAAUUAGGCAUGCAUAUAUUGAUUGAUUUACAUACACCUCCAGGUGGUCGCAAUGAUGAAAAAGAAUGUAAUUUAUUUAAAGAAAAACGUUUUCAAGAUACAUUUAUUUCAUUAUGGGAAAAAAUUGCACGACGCUAUAAAAAUGAAUCUAUUAUUUGGGGUUAUGAUUUAGUUAAUGAGCCAGUUGAAGGAAUAGUUCCUGAUGAUGUCAUGGAUUGGCAACAAUUAGCUACAGUUACUAUCGAACAUAUCCGUGCUAUUGAUUCAGAACAUGCAAUUAUUAUUGAAGCAGCACCUUGGGGAGGUCCAGGCGUUCUAGCUGAUUUUGAACCAUUACCUUUCAGUAAAAUUGUUUAUUCAUUUCAUAUGUAUGAACCUGGUACAUUUACUCAUCAGAGUGUUUAUGAUGAUAUUCCUCCUGUAUCAUAUCCUGGUAUUAUCGAUGGUAAGAUGUGGAACAAAGAUCAAUUACGUGUUAACAUGAAACGUGUUCUUGAUUGGCAACAUGAUUAUAAUGUUCAUAUUUAUGUUGGUGAAUUUUCAGCUAUUCGUUGGGCACCGGGAAGUAGUGCGUAUGCUUAUUUACGUGAUGUCAUUGAUAUUUUUGAAGAAAAUAAUUGGGAUUGGGCUUAUCAUGCAUUUCGUGAAUGGCCAGGUUGGAGUGUAGAACAUAUUGGUGACAAAGAUAACACUCAAUAUUCUCCCAUUCCAACGGAUCGGCAAAAUCUCCUCAUGAAUUGGUUCACACAAAAUGAACAUUAA